AAAACACAUCCUUCAGACCAAUCUUACCACUUCAAAAGUCUUCACUCGUCACUUCACUUCACAAACAAUCUCUGAAUCUCUCUCUCUCUCAAAUCAAAUGACGACACUCUUAGGGUUCUCUCAUACCAAGUUACCCCACUGCAACGUCUCUAUCACUUCUCCAACAUGCUCAUCUUCCUCCACGGUGGUCUCAAUGGUGGGGAGACGCUCUGAUUCAAAGACUCUCCGGUCAGGCUUCCUAGGCCGUAUCACUCACCAUGAUCGCCUACCCUCGACUGGUCGGAGAAGCUCGUCAGCAGUGAAAAUGUCGUGGGACGGUUCUCUCGCUUCCGUCAAGCUGAUCAUCCAAGGCAAAAACCUCGAGUUAUCAGAGGCAAUCAAGCAGCAUGUUGAGGACAAAGUAGGAAAAGCUGUUCAGAAGCACAGUCAUCUCGUCAGAGAAGUUGAUGUGAGACUCUCUGUUCGAGGUGGAGAGUUUGGUAAAGGACCCAAGAUCCGUAGAUGCGAGGUAACACUGUUUACAAAGAAGCAUGGCGUUGUGCGCGGUGAGGAAGAUGCUGAGACGGUAUACGCUUGUAUCGACUUGGUUUCAACGAUAAUACAGAGGAAGCUGAGGAAGAUCAAGGAGAAGGACUCUGACCAUGGAAGGCACAUGAAAGGUUUCAACAGGUCGAAGGUGAGAGAGCCAGUGAUUGAGCCCGUUGUGGAGGAUCCUGAGGACGUUGCUGGAGAAGAAGAAGAGGAUGAUUUGAUCAAGGAGAUUGUGCGUACCAAGUACUUUGAGAUGCCACCAUUGACCGUCUCAGAGGCAGUGGAGCAGUUGGAGUUAGUAGCUCACGAUUUCUACGGCUUCCAGAAUGAAGAAACCGGUGAGAUAAAUAUAGUGUACAAGAGAAAAGAAGGAGGGUACGGUCUGAUAAUCCCUAAGAAAGAUGGCAAGGCUGAGAAAGUUGAUCCGCUUCCAACUGAGCAAUUGAAUGAACACUCUUUUGCUGAGUAGACUUGUGUGUCUGUCUCAGAACCAAAACUGAUCUUACUUCUCUCCUUACAGAUGGUUUGCAUGUAUAUUGAGAGAAAACAGUGAAAGAAAUUGAAUCUGUUAUGAUUCAGGAAACAGUGUACAUAAUAAUAAAAGGCAAGAGAAAUUUUUUUUAAAUGA
Molecule: messenger RNA, 1159 nt
Organism: Raphanus sativus (radish)
Lineage: Eukaryota; Viridiplantae; Streptophyta; Magnoliopsida; Brassicales; Brassicaceae
Product: ribosome-binding factor PSRP1, chloroplastic
Exons: 5
Coding region: 98-1000 (300 amino acids)
Biological process (GO): negative regulation of translational elongation; primary metabolic process
Cellular component (GO): cytosolic small ribosomal subunit
Molecular function (GO): ribosomal small subunit binding
Source: RefSeq, a predicted model, not a curated record